AUGGAAAGGUCUCUUUUUUCAACCAAGAAUGUUAAACUUUUGACUAAAAAAAUGGGACACACUAUUCAACUGAAAUCCGUUGGGUGAAAACUGAAAAGUACUCGGUACUACAUAGAAUUAUACGGAGUAUCAUGACCCAAGAUCAAAUCACCGUCCCUGGUUAUAAGUUCCACAAGAAAAUCCUUUCCUCUCUUCCUUAAUUGCAGGUAGAGGGCGUCAGAGAGAAUAAUUAGUUAUGCAGGUGCAGGGCGCCAUUGUUGUUCUGGUAAAGCUUCUCAUCAUCAUCGCCGCUUCUUUAGUCAGAACAUCAUCGUCUCUCAAGGUUGGAGAAACAUGUUCUGCUACACGCACAUGCGAUGAUGGCUUGUUCUGUUCCACCUGCCUUGCAAAUGGAAAUACCCGUCCCAGAUGCGUUCGCACCAAACCCACCAUUCCCACGUCUAAGGUGAAAGGGUUGCCAUUCAACAAGUAUUCAUGGCUGACGACUCACAAUUCAUUUGCUCGGUCAGGGGCCAAAUCAGCCACCGGAUCUGAUAUUAUAUCUCCAAAGAAUCAAAAUGACAGCAUCACUGAUCAGCUCAAGAAUGGGGUUAGAGGACUUAUGCUUGAUAUGUAUGACUUUAACGGUACCAUCUGGUUGUGCCACUCAUAUGGUGGGAAUUGCUACAAUGUUACAUCUUUUGAACCUGCCAUUGGUGUGCUGAAAGAAAUUAAUACCUUUCUUGGUGAAAACCCCUCUGAGAUUAUCACUAUUUUCAUUGAGGACUAUGUGACUUCCCCACAAGGCUUGAAAAAGGUUUUUAAUGAAUCUGGCCUUAGCAAGUACUGGUUUCCAGUGUCUCAAAUGCCCAAAAAUGGGGGGGAUUGGCCUACAGUUGAUGAUAUGGUGAAUAAGAAUCAACGGCUGGUUGUCUUUACCUCUAAAAGAAAUAAGGAGGCUACUGAUGGGAUUGCUUACGAGUGGACAUAUGUAGUGGAAAACCAAUAUGGAACAGAGGGAAUGGUGGCUGGUUCAUGUCCAAACCGUGCAGAAUCAUCUCCUAUGAAUAAUGCAAAAAGCUCAUUAGUUUUGCAGAAUUAUUUUCCAACCAAUCCUGUUGAAGCAUACUCAUGUGUUAAUAAUUCUGCUGGACUAAUUAGUAUGAUGGAUACUUGUUACAAAGCAGCUGGUCAGCGUUGGCCCAAUUUCAUUGCAGUUGAUUUUUACAAGGAGAGUGAUGGUGGUGGUGCAGCAGAAGCGGUGGAUCAAGCAAACGGUCAGUUGGCUUGUAACUGUACUAGCAUUGCCUAUUGCAAGAAAAACGGUCAAUCUACCGUGUGCGAAGCACCUAAGCUGUCCCCACCACCACCGGCAGCAUCAUCAGCCACUGAUUCAACAUUGCCAGAUUCCAGCGAUAGUAAUGAUUCAUCAGUGUGCAGGCCUCCCCAACAGCUUCACUGGUUGAUGGUUAUGAAUAUGUUCACAAUAACAGUCUUAUUAUGGUGGUUGUAAACUGGCAGUCACUUAGCCACUGGUCGCGGGAAAUCUACACAAUUUUUUUUAAAUACCCAAGUUGAGUUGUACCAAUGCAGAGAAUCGACUCGUUCUUUUCUGUAUUCGCUUGAUAGGUUAUUGUGAAUAUGUGAUUCUCUAAAACUUGCAAGAGUGGUAUGUAACUGUGGGCAGGGGCCGAGGGGCUUGGAGAAUGGUUCAGAAAAAUGAUAUUAUUUGAAUGGUGGGAGAGACUGAGGGACUAGGAUAGAGGUUCUGAAAAAAAUGAUGUUGUUUGAUAGGAAUAUCCUUUGGGUGUUGGUUUAGUGCCAUCCUCACUCAUUCACUUGAGGGGUGUAUGGGAGGAGAUUUUAGCUUUCUUUGCACAAGUUUUAACCUUCUCCCUGCAUAUAUCGUUACCCUUAUAUGAUGGUUUGUAUUGCAGCUAGGGUUAGAAUGUGUUGAGCUUGAGCUUGAUUUGGGAUCGUUUGUUGAUGAAUU
Messenger RNA from Cuscuta epithymum, 1972 nucleotides. The record is from the annotation of a GenBank genome assembly. Lineage: Eukaryota; Viridiplantae; Streptophyta; Magnoliopsida; Solanales; Convolvulaceae.